Molecule: messenger RNA, 1924 nt
Organism: Chironomus riparius
Lineage: Eukaryota; Metazoa; Arthropoda; Insecta; Diptera; Chironomidae
Source: the annotation of a GenBank genome assembly
CAAAGAAUAAUUUAUCGUAAAAUUAGGAAAUUAAUUAAAAUGAACGAUUUGCCGAAAGAAUUUGAUCUUUGUGUAAUUGGCACAGGAUUCCAAGAAUCAGUAAUAGCUGCAGCAGCAUCAAGAGUUGGAAAAAGUGUCCUACAUAUCGAUCAAAAUGAGUUUUAUGGAGGUUUUUGGUCAUCUUAUAAUUUAGAAAAUUUUAUGAAUCAUUUAGAAGUAAAUAAAGCUGAAGAAACUGACAAGAUGUGUAAAAUAAGGAACGUGAAUCAGCAAUGGUAUGAAUUUACUGACGAAAUACCUGAAAUCAAUGAAUGGAACAAAGAGAAAAUCAUUAAAGACAGCAGACGUUUCAAUAUCGAUUUAAUUCCAAAACUCAAUUACUGUAAUGGAAAACUAGUAGAUUUACUGAUUUCAUCAAACAUAUGCAGAUAUACAGAGUUUAGAGCUGUCGAUAAAGUCCUUACAGCACGCAAUGGGCAGCUUGAUAUAGUUCCUGGAUCACGAGCAGAUAUAUUCACAAAAAAGAAUGUCUCAAUCGUUGAGAAACGACUUUUAAUGAAGUUUAUCACACAAUGUGUAGAAUAUAAAGCAGAUGAUGAAAAGAAGGAAGAGACUUUUGACUUUCCUGACGACGGGAAAUUUAUAGACUUAAUGAGACAACAAAAGCUGACUGAUAAUUUAAUUCAUUACAUUCUUUAUUCAAUGUGCAUGGGAAAUGAUGAGACAACUUUCAAGGAAGGACUUGAUAAAAUAAGGAUGUAUUUGACAAGUAUAGGACGAUAUGGAAAUACCCCAUAUUUAUUUCCAAUGUUUGGCUGUGGAGAAAUACCUCAAUGCUUUUGUCGACUAUGUGCUGUAUUUGGUGGAAUUUAUUGGCUUGGACAGCAUGUAUCCGAUGUUAAUAUUAUUGAUUCCGAUAAUGACGAAAAAGUCGUUAAAAUGAAAUUUGGUGAUGAAUUUAUUACUUCCAAAAAAUUGGUUUGUGGACUUGAUAGCAAUCUUUUAGACAUUAAUGCCUAUCCAACUAGUCAUAUCUCGAGGGCUGUAUUCAUAACUACAAAACCAGUCGGUGGAUCUUCUGUAAACAGUGAAUUGGACGGUGGUGGAGUUGUUCUGCUUUAUCAUCCAAUUGAAGGCAGUUCCGAUGGGGUUACAAUGAUUCAACUUUCUCAUUUUACAUCAUGCAUAUCUAAAGGACUUUAUCUCGUCCACUUAUCUACACCAUUCAAAAAAGGAGCACAAAAUGACCUUAAAGAUUUCGUAAACACUUUCUUCAGAGAAGAUUACUCAAGCGAUGAUGAUACUAAACCAACAGUAAUUUAUUCCGCAUACUUUGAAGUUCCAUCAAGCAUAAAAGGACACAAUUAUGUAGACUCUCAAAACGGACCAAUUUUCUAUUGUUGUGGAUCUUUUGCAGAGUUAGAUUACGAUGAGUCAAUACGUCAGUCUAGACUUCUUUAUUCUAAAAUGUAUCCAGAUGAUGAUUUUCUGCCAAAAGCACCGGAACCAGAAGAAAUUAUCAUAGGAGAUGAGGACGAGACAAACUCUAGCGUGAAUUUGGGUGCACUUGCUGAUUUGGUCAUCGAGAAUGAUAAAAGUGGAGAUAAUGAGGGUCAAGAGACAGUUAAUGAUGAUAUAAAAGCUGAAAAUGAACAUCCAGUGGAUGAAAAUAAGGAUACAGAGAGCACAAAUGAUAUUGAAAAGGCUUAAAAGCUUUUUUUUACUUAAUUCAUUAAAUGUUUAUUAAUCGAAAUUAUUAUUUUUAUGCUACAGUUUUUUUAAAUUAUUUUCGAGAAAAUAUAUGCUUGAUAAAUUACACAAAUUUGUUUAUAAGAUAUCCAUUAUUUUACUUUUAAAUCAGUCAUAAAAUAAACUCAAUACAAGAUAAAAUUUUUUAUAUAAAAUGUUCUUUUUUGGUUAACAA